CUCUGGGCUCGGACCGGCAACAUGGCCAAACGUACCAAGAAGGUUGGGAUCGUCGGUAAAUACGGGACCCGCUAUGGGGCCUCCCUCCGGAAAAUGGUGAAGAAAAUUGAAAUCAGCCAGCAUGCCAAGUACACUUGCUCUUUCUGUGGCAAAACCAAGAUGAAGAGACGAGCUGUGGGCAUCUGGCACUGUGGUUCCUGCAUGAAGACAGUGGCUGGCGGUGCCUGGACGUACAAUACCACUUCCGCUGUCACAGUAAAGUCCGCCAUCAGAAGACUGAAGGAAUUGAAAGACCAGUAGACGCUCCUCUACUCUUUGAGACAUCACUGGCCUAUAAUAAAUGGGUUAAUUUAUGUAAU
This is a messenger RNA of Cebus imitator (Panamanian white-faced capuchin), 359 nucleotides long. RefSeq names its product 60S ribosomal protein L37a. Bases 22 to 300 code for a protein of 92 amino acids. The record is from RefSeq and is a predicted model, not a curated record. Gene Ontology annotation, biological process: translation. Gene Ontology annotation, cellular component: ribosome. The transcript has a single exon. Lineage: Eukaryota; Metazoa; Chordata; Mammalia; Primates; Cebidae. Gene Ontology annotation, molecular function: structural constituent of ribosome.